GCUGAGGAGGCUCUGACCUGCUGCGCUCAUCCUGCCCCAGAGCUGUUUGGGGUGGCAGCAGAGCCUCUCCUCACCCCGAGAGCAGCAGGGUUAAACCCUGGAGCUCCCUGUCCCCGUUCCCUCCCCAAGGCCAAGGCCAGCGGGAAGAAGCUGCAGAAGGUGACAUUGAAGGUGUCACCCCGGGGGAUCGUCCUGAGGGACGGCAGCACCAACGAGCUCAUCGAGAACGUGUCCAUCUACAGUCCCCUYUYUGUCCCCUYUCUGUCCCCUCUGUCCCCACAGGCCCAGGCUGUCACCCUCACCGUGGCCCAGGCCUUCAAGAUCGCCUUCGAGCUGUGGCAGGCGGCCAAGGAAGAGAAGGAGAAACGGGAAAGGUCCAUCCUGGAGGCAGAAGGGACGGGCGGCCCCGGAUCGGGGGAUCCGGCCAGACCGGGAACACCAGCAGCCACGGGGAAUUUGCUGGAUUUUGAAGACCCUGCCAGGUCCCCCCUGGGAAGCAGCACUGAGUCCCCCCAGUUGGACAACAGCAGCUUUGGGCCCAGCCCCUCGGUCAACAACAACGUGGUGUGGGAAAUGGAUGAUGGUCUCGACGAGGCGUUUUCAAGGCUGGCCCAGUCUCGGACCAACCCUCAGGUUCUGGACACGGGGCUGUCAGCUCAGGACAUGCAGAGUGCAGAGACUCUGUCCCCUGUGGACUGGAACCAGAUGGACCCYGGAGCUGCUGAGAAGGACGAUCUGUUCCUGUUCUGAGACCCCCAGGAACCUGCAGUGCCCACCCAAAACCUGCGGAUGGCGCUCUUCCCCCCGCUGGGAAACCUCCAGAGGGGCUCCGAGGAUGUCCCAGCCCAGUUCAGACCAAAGCUUCCCAAAUUUUUUUUUUUUUGUACCUGGCUUUUCUCUGCACCACCAGAUGCUCUUGGAUGUAUUUAUUGAGCGUUUACACGAGCUCUGGGGAGGGRUGGGGACCCUCAGCAGUGCCUCUCUGCACCUCAGAGCUCUCCAAAAAUGGGCUGUGGAUGGAAAAAGCUCCCAGCCCUGAAUCCUGAGCACUGCCUGAGCCCGGGGAGGGGCUCACAGCAACGUGGGACAGUGAGGGACAGAGCUUUGUCACCGCACCCACGGGGCCAUCGAGGCGUUUGAACCCAAAGACUCUCCCAAUUUUGCACUUUAGAACUCGAGCCYAAGGCGAUGGUCCCGAUGGUCAAGGUCAGCAGUGCCUGGAACUCCUCUUGAGAAGCUGUUUACCCAAAAAAGAACCUCCCUGCAAUGCUGCAGCUCCGGGUCCCUCACCUCAGACCCCUCUAAAGCUCCCUUGGCUUUGACAGCAGCACCAGCACAAGGAGGGAUUUGUUUUGCCAGGCUGGGAGGAACAGCAGCACCACAGAUUCAAAUUCCCAGUUUGACCCAGUGGAUUUUUGCCUGUCCAGGACUGGUUUCUGCCUCCAAACCUCGCUSAUUCCAUGGAUUUGGGACAGUACCUGCUGUCCCUUCUCCCUGCCAGCCACAGCUCCCAGGGGGCUCAGGAAGCUCCAUCUCCCCCUGGAACUGAAAAUAAGCAAUGGAGGUAUGAAGCUUAUGCUAAUUAAAAGAUUAAGUUUAAUGAUCCUAAAMAGUCGCACUGACAUCUCGCAGUGUUUGUGGCCUUAUGUGAAGUGUACUAAUCUGUUUUAUAGAUUUGGAACUUGGGUUUGGAGCACUAAUUCAUUCCCCAGACAGCUCUUUAGAACUCCCUGAAAACUGCUCGCAGGAAGGAAAAAAACCCUCUCUGUCAGCUGGAAGAAUUCAUUAGGAAGCAGCUGAGUGA
This is a messenger RNA of Malurus melanocephalus (red-backed fairy wren), 1804 nucleotides long. RefSeq names its product low density lipoprotein receptor adaptor protein 1 (gene LDLRAP1). The annotation marks the transcript as partial. The record is from RefSeq and is a predicted model, not a curated record. NCBI's taxonomy places the organism in Eukaryota, Metazoa, Chordata, Aves, Passeriformes, Maluridae. The transcript has 6 exons.